AUGUCCUUCACCACCAGUCUCACCGGCCGAGAGCGCUCAAGAUGGCCACCACUCACGCGCAUGCUCAUGUCUGGCGAGAUGUCCGACGAGCGACCACGUGCCUUGACAAGAAAAGAAAAGUUCGAUGUUUGGAUGGUCAACGAGGGCUACAGACGAUUCUUUGUGUUCGCAUUCAUGAUACUGCAUGUCUUUGUAUUCACCUUUGGAAUGAUGCAUUAUUCGUUAAAGGAUACGUCCAUCGGCUCAAGAGCGCAAUUCGGCUUCACUUUCCCAGUCGCCCGUUCCGCUGCUCUAGUACUGCACGUUGAUGUAGCUUUCAUCCUGUUUCCUGUUUGCAGGAAUCUAAUCUCCAUGGCCCGUCGAACUCCAUUGAACGACGUAAUUCCUUUCGACAAGAACAUCACCUUCCACAAGCUGGUCGCUUGGUCCAUCGUAUUCUUCUCCUGGGUGCACACGGUUGCGCAUUGGAACAACUUGGCUCGAUUUUCUGCUGGCAACAAUCUCGGCUUCAUGGGCUUUAUCCUGGCCAACCUUGCCACCGGUCCCGGAUGGAGUGGAUAUGUCAUGCUAAUCGCAUUGAUGGCAAUCGCGUUUACUGCCGCUGAAAAGGCACGACGAGCCAACUUCGAGCGCUUCUGGUACACUCACCAUCUAUUCAUCGUCUUCUUCGUGUUUUGGUCCAUUCACGGUGCCUUCUGCAUGAUCAAGCCUGAUUUUGCGCCCUUCUGCGACGGAAUCGGUGUCUUCUGGGAGUACUGGAUGUACGGUGGAUUCGCGUACCUUGGUGAGCGCAUUGCUCGCGAAGUUCGAGGACGACACAAGACAUACAUAUCGAAAGUCAUUCAACAUCCUAGCAAUGUAUGCGAGAUUCAGAUCAAGAAGGAGCACGCUAAGACUCGCGCUGGUCAGUACCACCCCUUCACGCUUACCAGCGCGCCCGAGGAGGACUACAUCUCGAUCCACAUGCGUAUGGUUGGUGACUUCACACGCGCGGUCGGCAAAGCACUCGGCUGCAAUAUCGACAAGAAACCUGCUGGGGAAAAGGGCGAGAAGGGUGGUAGCAGCGAAGAAAUUGCGCUCCGCCAAAUCCUGCCUCGAGUCUAUAUUGACGGACCCUUUGGUUCGGCGUCUGAGGAUGUCUUCAAGUUCGAAGUUGCCGUUCUUGUUGGAGCCGGUAUCGGUGUUACGCCAUUCGCGUCUAUUCUGAAGAGUAUCUGGUACCGGAUGAACUAUCCGCAAGGCCGCACCAGAUUAAGGAAAGUCUACUUCUUUUGGAUCUGCAGAGAUUUCGGAUCAUUUGAGUGGUUCAGAUCCUUGCUGCUAGCCAUUGAGGCCCAGGAUAUCGACGAUCACAUUGAGAUCCAUACUGUAAGCUUUUUCCUUCACUCCUGCUAUCGCACAACAUCUGACAUCUACCUCCAGUACCUCACCGCCAAAAUCAAGGCAGACGACGCGACCAACAUCAUGAUCAAUGAUGCAAAUGCCGAACAAGAUGCCAUCACCGGUCUGCGCGCUCCCACCAAUUUCGGUCGACCCAACUGGGACAUGAUCUUCAAGUCAAUCCGCAAGAUCCAUUCUCCAGCAGAGGCCGGUGUUUUCUUCUGUGGACCUAAGGGACUAGGCUCAACGUUGCACGUCAAAUGCAACAUGUACUCUCAACCUGGAUUUAAUUUCGUGUGGGGCAAGGAGAAUUUCUAG
Parastagonospora nodorum SN15 is the source of this 1698-nucleotide messenger RNA. RefSeq lists its product as hypothetical. Gene Ontology annotation, biological process: superoxide anion generation; defense response. The record is from RefSeq and is a predicted model, not a curated record. Gene Ontology annotation, molecular function: superoxide-generating NAD(P)H oxidase activity. Bases 1 to 1698 code for a protein of 565 amino acids. NCBI's taxonomy places the organism in Eukaryota, Fungi, Ascomycota, Dothideomycetes, Pleosporales, Phaeosphaeriaceae. The transcript has 4 exons. Gene Ontology annotation, cellular component: NADPH oxidase complex; plasma membrane.